Molecule: messenger RNA, 2004 nt
Organism: Orycteropus afer afer
Lineage: Eukaryota; Metazoa; Chordata; Mammalia; Tubulidentata; Orycteropodidae
Source: RefSeq, a predicted model, not a curated record
AUGUCGGUGCCAGCUGACUCCACGCUCCCUCUGGCUGCACAGGGACAAGGCAAGAGACGGGUGGGCACUUCACCUGGGCACAGUGGCCUGUCCAGACCCGUGACAGCAGGGGGGUCAGACAGCGGCCCCUGGGCGGCUGUCCUGAAGGAGCACCCUGCUCCCGGCAGCACCUCUCCGGGCAUCUCGAGUGAGCCACAGGCCACCAUUGUGGCUUCCCCACUCGCUCCUGGGGACCAGGCUGCUGCGAGUGCUAGGGCAGGGCUCUUCGUGGACUGUCCCGGUUCCUCCAAGAUAAGGGCCGGAGUGGGAUCGCUGGGUGGCGCACCGGGCUCCCCUGAGGAGGAUGGGGAGUGGACGGGCGAGUGUCCCGGACCACUUCUGUCGGUGGGGGCGGCGGGCGGCGCGCCGGCGGCGGAACCCGGCUUUGCUUCUCCGCCCCAGAGGCGCCGACGCGCGGCGCGCCAGGCAGCAGCCAGCUCUCCCUUCGCUCUGACUCGGAGCGCUAGUCCGGGUACUGCCAGCCGCCGCGACGCCGGGACCGGGCCUCCGCCGGCCCCGCCUCUGUCCCCGCCCACACGCGCCACCGGCGCCUCCCGGAAGCUCCGCCCGCCUAGCAAGCUCCGGCCGCGCUUCCGUCCCGGCCUAGGCCGGUUAGAUCUGGUUCCGUCGCGUGGGUUUGACGCCUGCGCAGUGUGUGGGGUGGGCGGACAUGCGCAGUGCGCGGGGGCUGCAGGCGCGUUGGGGCCCGGUCGGGCCGCCGAGGGGUGCGAGGGCUUCGUGGGCUUUCUCGGUGCCGUUCGUGUUCUGAGCAGAGCUGACAGCCCGCGGCGCGGAGGUCAGUGCCCCGACACUGGAGGGACCCGGGCCAAGGGCGGGGAUGGGAGCCGCCGGGGAGCCCGGCCCUCCGUCCCGCGAGGCCCGCAGCCUCCUGCUCGGCGGGGUCGUCGGGGAGGCGCCGCUGCCGCCCGGGUCGGGGUCUUCCGGUCCGGCCCCACAGGCGGUCGUUGGAUCGCGCGGAGCAGGCCGAGCAGACAUGGCGCUGCUCCGGCCUCGCCCUGGGCUCCGGCAGCGCGCCCCAAGCCGGCCGCCCCUUCCCGGCGGCGCCACCGGCAGCCGCCCCAGGGGUUGGCUUGCGCGGCCGUGCUGUGCGGGGGCGGCCCACGGGGAGGCCCCGCCGGCAGCCGCAGUGCCCCACGUGUCCCGGCUCGUGUGAGCGGGGGUGGCGUGUGUCUGCGGCCCGCGCAUGCUCCCGCGUUGUUGCCAGGAGACAAACCUGAGCCCUGGCGGGUUCCCCACGCGACGGGCUGCUUUGAAGGGCCGGUGAGCAAGCUGACGGUGGCACGCCGCGAGCAGGGUCAGCAGGCGGCGCUGGACCCUCAGGGUGCUGGUACCCGCCCUGUGUGCGGCUCCGGCCUUUCGGGGCCUGGCAGGGCCGGUAGGGGGCUGCGCGGGCCCGGGUGUGCGAGUCUCCUUUUGGCGUUUGCACCGUGCACCCCGAGGUCAGGAGUGGUUUUUCUCUCCGAGGGAGGCGCUGUCCACCGUCUCCGCCGGGGCGGGCCCUCAGCCGGGCUCCGCGCCCUAAAGCGGGCAGGCGUUUGUACUUGUAGUUUUGUGAUACGUCGUUCAGACUGCAAGCGUCUGAUUCUCAUAAAACAGCAGGACCGACAGCUGGCUUCUCACCGGCUGUUUAGAAGCGACUCCCGCGUGUGGGACGUGAUUCCUGACCCGACCAGCGUGCUACGUGGCUGGCUGCCAGCUCGGCCUCCUGCGCUAAAGGCGGGGCAGCCUUGGGUCCUGCUCGGUCACCCAGGCAGGAUGGAGCGGCCGAGGCUAGAACUGGACCGGGGUGCGCACCGGAGCCCUGCUGAACUGCAGCUGUCACCGCCCUGGACAUCAUGGCUACUCCUCCGGGAUCUCUCCGCCCGUCGUCCUCCAAGAGGAAGCACGCUGUCCGGGGCAGUCCUGGUGCGCACCGGCCAUGGGGCACGCAGCCUGUGGGACUGA